UAUUGGUCUUAUACAAGCUAGUGUUGAUUAACAGUGAGACCUAUUACAAAGGAGCAAAAAUGGACAAUAAGUUAUAGAAUUUGUUACCUGAUGUAAUCGAGCUACAUUUCAGACCACAUCUUAAUGCAAGAAAACUACAAUUAGCUUUUCUUAGAGGAAUCUAAAAAAAUAGAGGAAAUAAUCACAAAAAAAAAAAGAAAAAAAACAAUUUAGGCCCUCAGAUAGCGCAGCACCCCCAUUACGCGUAUACUAUGGUAGACCCAUCCUGCCUUCCCGCCAACAUGGCGGCCGCGUCCGCGUCCGCCGUCGCCUCAACGGUGUCCGCGAUCUCCCACCACGUUGCCGCCGGGCACCUCUUCGCCGCCAUCGACGCCCUCCCCCCGUGCUCUGCCUCCUCCCUGCUCCCGCCCUCUCUUUACGCCUCGCUCCUCCGCUUGGCAACCUCCCGCCGCUCCCUCGCCGCCGCCCGCCGCGUCGCCUCCCACCUCGCCUCCUCUUCGUCUUCUUCCCCUUCCACCUCGACCUCGUUCGCUCCAACAUUCCUCUUCAACCGCGCUAUCGAGUCGCUCGCUGCCUGCGGCAGUCUCGCCGACGCGCGGGAGAUGUUCGACGCAAUGCCACGCCGGGAUGGCGGAUCCUGGAACGCCAUCAUCUCCGCCUCGUCCCGCGCUGGGCACCCUGCAGAGGCGUUCUCCCUCUUCGCUGGCAUGAACUCUCUUGGCAUUCGCCCCAAGGACGUCACACUGGCAUCAGUGCUUGCCUGCUGUGCUGAGUGCCUUGACCUGCGUGGUGCACAACAGCUCCAUGGUCACAUCGCAAAGAGAGACUUUCAGUCCAAUGUGAUUCUAGGCACGGCACUGGUUGACGUGUAUGGGAAGUGCCUCUUGCUUACAGAUGCAAGGCGGGCAUUUGAUGACAUCCUGCAACCCAAUGACAUUUCGUGGAAUGUAAUCAUCCGGAGAUAUCUUCUCGCUGGUAUGGGCGACAUGGCAGUUCAUAUGUUCUUCAGGAUGGUAUGGGCUGGCAUUAGGCCACUGGUAUAUACUGUCACACACGCAAUGCUUGCUUGCCGGGAUAACGGUGCACUUAAAGAAGGAAGGUGCAUACAUACUUUUGUGCUCCGACAUGGGUAUGAACACCAUGUACACGUGCGGAGCUCAGUUGUAGAUAUGUAUGCAAAGUGUGGUGACAUUGAUGCAGCGCUAAGGCUCUUCAACUUGGCACCAAAGAAGGACGUGGUGACAUCCACUUCAGUUGUGUCAGGAUUGGCUGCUUGUGGCAGGAUUGCUGAUGCAAAAAGGGUGUUUGAUGGCAUGGAACAGCACAAUUUGGUAUCCUGGAACGCUAUGUUGACCGGUUGUGUCAAGUCCAUGGAUCUGACUGGUGCUUUAGAUUUGUUCCAGCAGAUGAGGCACGAGACAAAGGAGCUUGAUGUCGUUACACUUGGUUCUGUGCUCAAUGCCUGUACAGGGCUGCUUGACCUUGGGAAAGGUGAGGAGCUCCAUGCACUUGCUCUCAAGUGUGGUUUGUUCAGUUACCCCUUUUUGAUGAAUGCACUUGUGAGGUUAUAUUCCAAAUGUGGAUGCCUGAGGAACGCGGAACGGCUUCUUCUAUUUGAGAUGGGAUCAGAGAGAGAGAGAUUCUCCUGGAACUCACUCAUCUCAGGUUACGAACGCCACUCCAUGAGUGAAGCAGCUCUGCAUGCUCUACGUGAGAUGCAAUCUGAGGCAAAACCUAGCCAGUCCACAUUCAGCUCUGCCCUUGCAGCCUGUGCAAAUAUAUUUCUGCUGAAUCAUGGCAAGCAGAUUCAUGCAUACAUGAUCAGAAACGGGUAUGAUAUUGAUGACAUACUGCGAAGUGCACUGGUUGAUAUGUAUUCCAAGUGUAGUCUGUUUGAUUAUUCCUCCAGGAUCUUUGAGUUGGGAUUAUCUAAUGAUGUCAUCCUGUGGAAUUCUAUGAUCUUUGCAUGUGCUUACAAUAGCAAAGGUGACUAUGGGCUUGAAUUGUUUGAUGAAAUGCGGAAGCAGGGGAUUAGGCCAGACUCUGUCACUUUCCUUGGUGCUCUGGUUUCAUGUAUCUGUGAAGGGCAUGUUGGGUUGGGGAGGAGUUAUUUCACUCUGAUGACUGAUGAGUAUAGCAUCAUCCCACGCAUCGAACACUAUGAAUGCAUGAUCGAGCUGUUGGGCAAGCAUGGAUACAUGGUUGAGCUAGAGGAUUUCGUGGACCACAUGCCCUUUGAGCCAACAACCGCGAUGUGGCUUAGGAUCUUUGACUGCUGCAGGGAAUAUGGGAACAGAAAAUUAGGGGAGAGGGCUGCGCAGCGUAUCAAUGACAGAAAACCCCUUACUCCAGUUAUAUUUUUCGAGUCCACUCCUGACUACAAAUGCAGUGGCAGUGAUGAUGAAGAGCCCAUGUCAUUCUGCUGAGGUGGACAAAACUGGUGAUGAUUGAGAUUCUUGUUGAGGAGUGGUCUUUUUGGUGGCUGAGAAGCUGAAUGGGCAGUCUGAGAUGCUACAAACUUGAACUUGACCUUUUAGCUGCCUAUAAGCUGGUAGGAUCAGCAUUCAGCAGCACUUAUGAUACCCUGCUAAAACGAGAAUUCAGGCUGGACCCUGAGCUCAUGUGCUGAUUGACCUGAUAAUUGAUGUCUAUCAAGGGCUUAACCUCCUCUCCUGCCUUGGGGGUUUGCAUUGGGUCAGAAUGUAGUUAAGAAGUAUAUGAUCAUAUAGUGCUGGAUUUCCCAAUUGCAGACUUCACUUUCAGCAGUUCAUCUGUCUGUCGAGUAAAGUACGACUAUCACCAUCAAUCGAGUAAAGUAUGUGCAUCUACAGUGCAAGAUUCCAUCAUCUGGAGAUGGACUUCUGAUGGCCAGUAUUCCACGUCAGCGCACAAGGCACAAUUCAAGGGCUCCUACACUAGGCCCAAACCAAAGUUAAUUUGAAGCACAUAUGGAAAACAAAUGCAAGCCUUCACUUGGAUUUUGGUGCAAGAUAAAACUCUAACCACAGACAAUUUGGUGCUAUGGGGUUGGCCUCACCAUGAUGCAUGUGUGCUGUGUAAUGGCCCCCUGAGACUGGAAGACACCUUUGCUUGCAGUGCCCCUUUGCCUAGGCGAUCGGGAACCAGGUUCUGACCUGGGACCAUUUUAGCAUGAGGCUGCCUGCGCUUUCAGAUGUGAGCACAGCGAUUAGCACCUGGUGGAAGGAAACAGCCCGCAAGAUCCCAAAGGACAAGAGGCGCAGUUUCAAAGCAUGUCCCAAACGGUGCAACAGGUUGCUCUAAAAGUGAAGGAAGACAUUUCUCAGCAUAAAAGAGCUUUUAACAAUCUGCCAUAGUGUUUGUUUCCUUGGCUCAGUGUCUCCUUGUGUUCAGGGGAGGUUUCUCAGCCUUUGGGGCUUUUCCUGUUUUAUUAGUGAUGUGGUGUAGCAGCUAGCAACUGCCUCUCCCUUAGUUUUGGAUUGUUUGUUCUCUUUUUCGUACCUUAAUUGAAGGGCAGAGCUGCUGCAAUUUGUGUUAAAAAAAAAUCGAGCUGAAGCUUGAUCUACAAUGAGAACUCUCGGAGAGCAAAUGGCAUGCCUCGAGUUAAGAUAAGAAGAUGCUGAUGCAUUUUUA
This is a messenger RNA of Sorghum bicolor (sorghum), 3612 nucleotides long. Its product is annotated as pentatricopeptide repeat-containing protein At3g26540. Gene Ontology annotation, molecular function: RNA binding; protein binding. NCBI's taxonomy places the organism in Eukaryota, Viridiplantae, Streptophyta, Magnoliopsida, Poales, Poaceae. Gene Ontology annotation, biological process: RNA modification. The coding region runs from base 252 to 2426 and encodes 724 amino acids. The transcript is spliced from 2 exons. The record is from RefSeq and is a predicted model, not a curated record.